AUGGCUGCUGAUCUCGGGGCUGUCGCCCAGCUCCUUGACGCAAGCUUGGAUCCAAGGCAGAACAAGCAAGCGGAACUUGCUCUACGUCAAGAAGAGAAAAAGCCUGGCUUCUCACUAUCACUCCUUCAGAUCACCGCCUCUGCGAACUAUCCUUACAACACCCGCCUUGCGAGCGCUCUAUGUUUCAAAAACUUUAUCAAAAGGAAUUGGACCGACGAAGAUGGCAACUACAAACUUGCAGCCGACGAGGUGGCUACCAUCAAGCGUGAAUUGAUCAGCUUGAUGAUUUCCGUUCCUGCGGGAAUCCAAACUCAGCUGGGGGAAGCAGUCAGUAUCAUUGCCGACAGUGACUUCUGGGAGCGAUGGGAUACGCUCGUGGAUGACUUGGUUUCAAGACUAGAUCCCAAGAACCCAGCCAUCAACAACGGUGUUCUGCAGGUUGCGCAUUCGAUCUUCAAGAGGUGGAGACCGCUAUUUCGCUCAGAUGAACUCUACACCGAGAUCAACCAUGUGUUGGACCGGUUUGGGAACCCAUACUUGGCCCUUUUUGAGGGCUUGGAUGCGUUCCUCGAAGAAAACAAAUCCAACAAGGAGAAACUCACCCAAGGCUUUACUCAACUCAACCUAAUGAUCAAGUUACUCUAUGACCUAUCCUGUCACGACCUUCCGCCGAUGUUCGAAGAUCACCUGGGGGCUAUCUCUACCCUCUUGCUGAAAUACUUGCUGUACGACAAUGAACUGUUGCAUACAUCUGAUGAGGGCGAAUCCGGUCUCCUAGAGUUUGUUAGAGCUGGCAUAUUUGAGGUUCUCACCCUCUUUGUCCAGAAGUACAUCGAUGUGUUUGGCAGUCACGUUGGACAGUUUGUUGGAAAUUCGUGGAAUCUUUUGACCACUAUUGGGCAAGAGACGAAAUACGACAUUCUCGUCAGCAGGGCUUUACAAUUCUUGACGUCUACCAUAGUCAUUACCGAGCACGCAUCGAUCUUCCAGGACCAAAGUACUCUCAGUCAGGUCAUCGAAAAGGUCAUCCUGCCGAACAUUAGUCUGCGUGAAUCGGACGAGGAAUUGUUUGAGGACGAGCCAAUUGAAUUCAUCCGACGUGAUCUUGAGGGUUCUGACAGUGAUACAAGACGGCGGGCGGCUACAGACUUCCUGCGACAGUUGGCCGAUAAAUUCGAAGAUUCCGUAACCAAGGUCGUUUCUCAAUAUACAGAUCACUAUCUUGCAGAAUACGCAAAGAAUCCUGCAUCGAACUGGAAAUCCAAGGACACUGCAACCUAUCUCUUCUCCUCAGUUGCCGCAAAGGGCACGCCGACCGCCAGCCAUGGUGUCACUACUGUCAACCGCCAUGUGAACAUCGCGGACUUUUUCCAGAAGCAUCUUGCUGCAGACUUGGUUGCUGAGAGCGGAAUCCACCCCAUUCUGAAAGUUGAUGCUAUCAAGUAUCUUUACCUCUUCAGAAGCAUUAUCACGAAGCAGCAGUGGCAGGAGGUCUUUCCAUUGCUAGUGAAGCAUCUGGGCUCUUCGAAUUAUGUUGUUUACAGCUAUGCAGCUAUUGCUGUGGAACGGGUUCUGAAUCUCUCGGAUGGUCAGGGCCAGCCAGUCAUCGCACCCAGCGCGAUUACACCCCUGGCAAAAGAACUCCUGGAACAUCUUUUCCAGCUUAUUGAAAAGGACCCAUCGCCUCCGAAGGUGCAGGAAAACGAGUUCUUGAUGAGAUGUGUCAUGAGAGUCCUCAUCGUGAUCAGGGAAAAUGUGGUGCCUCACACCGACAUAGUUCUGCAGCACCUGAUUAAAAUCACGCAAAUUAUCAGUGGCAACCCAAGUAACCCUCGGUUCUAUUACUACCACUUUGAAGCCCUCGGCGCUUUCAUCCGAUUUGCAGCACCGACCAAUCCAGAAAAGCUGGAGCAAGCUCUUUACACUCCAUUUGCUGCGGUCCUUCAAGCAGACGUUCAAGAAUUCAUGCCCUACAUUUUCCAGCUGUUUGCUGCCCUUCUCGAAGCCAAUCCUUCAGCAACGUUGCCAGAUUACUAUCAGAACUUGAUUGCUCCAAUUCUUAUGCCUGUUAUGUGGGAGUCUAGAGGGAAUGUCCCUGCACUUGUCCGCCUUCUAUGCUCUAUCAUCCCCAGAGGUACCCAAUAUAUCAUGCAAAACAAUCAGGUCGAGCCUAUCUUGGGCAUUUUCCAGAAGCUCGUUUCAACAAAGGCCAACGAGAGUUAUGGAUUCGAUCUUCUGGAGACCGUUGUUGAAAAUUUCCCUCCGAACACCCUGGAGAAGUAUUUUAUUUCCAUUAUGCAGAUUAUCUUGACACGUCUGCAGAACUCGAAGACGGAGAAUCUCACUCUGCGUUUUGUCCGCUUUUACCACUUCAUCUCGGCCCAUGAUGAGAAAGGAUACAGUGCGGAUUUCUUUAUCCAGGUCACUGAGAAAGUGCAGGCCGACCUCUUCACACCAAUCUACCUCAACAUCAUCCUCCCUGAGUCUCAGAAGCUCGCUCGUCCUUUGGACCGUAAAACAGCGGUUCUUUCCUUUACGAAGACGCUUGCGAACUCGGAGGCCUUUGCGAAUCGGUACAAGAAAGGAUGGGGUUACACUUGCGAAGCAUUGCUGAAGUUGCUGGAACUACCACCCCUUCCUGCUGCCAAGGAUGAUAUCAUCGCCGACCAUGAUGUUGACGACAUGGCGUUCGGGGUUGGGUUCACUCAGUUGAGCACCGUGCGACCGCGUCCGAAAGAUCCGUGGCCAGAGACCGGAGCCGAUCUCAAGGUGUGGGUUGGGAAGUAUCUCAAAGAAGCGGACACCAAGCACGGAGGCCGGAUCAGCGGAUUCGUCCAGGAGCGGUUGUCUGAUGAAGCCAAGAGGGUUCUGGGUAGCUAUAUGACGGCAUGA
This is a messenger RNA of Rasamsonia emersonii CBS 393.64, 2892 nucleotides long. Its product is annotated as Chromosome segregation protein Cse1. Gene Ontology annotation, molecular function: small GTPase binding; nuclear export signal receptor activity. The record is from RefSeq and is a predicted model, not a curated record. Gene Ontology annotation, biological process: protein import into nucleus; protein export from nucleus. Lineage: Eukaryota; Fungi; Ascomycota; Eurotiomycetes; Eurotiales; Trichocomaceae. The transcript is spliced from 8 exons. The coding region runs from base 1 to 2892 and encodes 963 amino acids. Gene Ontology annotation, cellular component: nuclear envelope; cytosol.